Molecule: messenger RNA, 775 nt
Organism: Caretta caretta (loggerhead turtle)
Lineage: Eukaryota; Metazoa; Chordata; Testudines; Cheloniidae
Gene: TOMM20L
Product: translocase of outer mitochondrial membrane 20 like
Biological process (GO): tRNA import into mitochondrion; intracellular protein transport; protein targeting
Cellular component (GO): mitochondrial outer membrane translocase complex
Molecular function (GO): transmembrane protein transporter activity
Source: RefSeq, a predicted model, not a curated record
CUCGCAGGCAUUGACCGCCCCCCCCCCCCAAAAAAACCCCCAAAACACCGUGGGCAGGGGGAGAGUCUCCCCGGCCCUGACUAGCCGGCGGCGCCCGGCUCCGUGCGCUCGGCGGGAGGGGGGGAUGGCUGUGGCUCUAGCCAAGCCCGCCUCUCGGGGCUCCAGAGCGGCCCGGGGCCGGGCGGGGACGGCCAUGAGCGGCUGGGCCCGCCCCCUUCUGCUCCUGCUGGCUGGGGCCUGCGGCCUCGCCCUGCUCGGCUACGGCGUCUACUUCGACCGGCGGCGGAGAAACGCCCCCGACUUCCAGCGGAGGCUGCGGCAGAAAAGAAGAAAAGAACGUGAAAAAGCUAAAGAGCAUGAUGCUGAGUUAUGCAAGAUGAAAAAUAUUGGAAGGGUACAGGAAUUCUUUCUGCAAGAGGUGCAGCUGGGAGAACACUGGUUAUCUAGAGGAGACCAUAAGAAGAGCGUGGAGCACCUCACUAAUGCUAUUUCAGUGUGUGCACAGCCACGUCAGCUACUGCAGGUCUUGCACAAUACACUACCACCACAAGUCUUUGAGAUGCUUAUGAGGAGAAUACCAUAUGCAAAACAACGACUUCAAGCAGCACUGAAUGAGCAGGACUGUGCAGAAGAUGAGAAGGAAUGAGAGAUGGCAACAAUGUUAAGGCAGGACUCUAGCCAUCUAGCCUAUAAACCCUUGUUUGGAAAGAAAAUACAUACAAAACUGAACAGUUUCCAUUUAUUGUACUUUGAUUAAAUAAAAACAUUUUGAAGA